Molecule: messenger RNA, 483 nt
Organism: Oppiella nova
Lineage: Eukaryota; Metazoa; Arthropoda; Arachnida; Sarcoptiformes; Oppiidae
Source: the annotation of a GenBank genome assembly
GACACAAAUGUUAAUCAAGAAGUGAUUGCUAUUAAUACUCAACUCAACCCCACAACACAUACAGACAUACAAUCGACGACAACAGCACCUCAUGAUAGUGAUCAAGAAGUCACUGACCAGUCGUUGUCACUCAUUUCAAGCAGUAGUGAUGUAAUGCCUGACCAUUCAAUGGACAGGAAUCCAUCGCCCAGUACUUCAAUUGAUAACAAAAGUCCACCAAAAGCUAAGCCUAACAAAGAAAAACGGAGACCUAUUGCCUACUCUGGGUUUAUGCGGUCUGACGGCUACUUGUGUUCCGAUUCCGAUGACGACAGACCAGAUUUGCAGUCAUUCGACGGUUUACUGCAUUAUAUGUCCAGUCGUUUAGUGAGCAAUACUAGGAGUCCAUCACCAGUUAUACCACCAGUGAGUGAUACCACGAGUGCUUCGCCGAAUCCAUCUUAUUUUGAUCCUUCCGGUGAUGCCUACGUGUGCGCCCAGGGA